UGGCUUAAAAGUAUUAAAAUAUGAGCAAGUAGUAGUGGUAGUGGAUUCCAAAUUACAAACCUAUUAUCAUCUAAUCUACUCUGGCUCAAUCUUCUGCACUAUAAUACAACGGUGGAGAAGGAGGAGCCAUUUUUUUUUCUUUUUCUUUUUAUAUGUAAUCGGUUUAUUCUGUGGGAGUAUUGGUUAUGAAUUUUAUUAUGGAAUUUGGGAAUUCUUGCUUCUCCUUUAAUUACUUUAAUUAUUCUUCUUGUUAUAACUUUCAUUUUUGUUCAAGAUCAAGGUCAUCAUCAUCGUCGUCGUCGUAUUCCUUGUGUCGUGGAAGUAACUACUCAAAGCCCAAUACUAUUCUGGAAAAUUUCAUGUUCAAACCAUCCUCUUGUUGCAAUAUCAUUACUGCUGCGUCUUCUUUUACUUUCUUUAUUAGAGAAGACGCCUGAUUAUUCAUCAAUCUCAUUUUUCUUUUCUUUUCUUUUCUUAUGUGUACAUUAUUUCCCUUCGCCAUGAUUAACAUUAGUACUAGUUUCCCGGCAGCCACGUCUGCAACUAUGGCAAUCUACGGCGGUUUCUAUGAUCAUCAGUCCAUCUCCAUGAGGUAUGAUCAUGAUCAACGUCCUUGUUGUUGGAAUAACAAGACCAACAAAUCAAAAUCAACGGUGAUGAUGAUGACAAGGUCGAGGAGUAGGAGACAUUUCCCUUCGAUUUCAACUACUUCAGCUUCACCAGCUUCUGCUUACCCUCUCUUUAGCAAUCAGCUAACCAAAGACUCGUCCCGUCACCCUAUUUACCAGGAGGCUCUUAAGACUGCAAGACAAAAGUUCACUCAAGAGAUCUCCUUCCAGUCCAAGGACAAAGACAUCUCUCUCGCUAAGGCUUUGCUCUAUGUUGCUGCUGAAGAUGAGGCCUUUAUAGCUUACAAUCGAGAAAUGGAUGCUCGUUCAAUGAUGAAUGAGAGGAGAAAUGCGUCGGUCUCAGCUGAUUCCGAGGACUGGAAACAUGUGGACCAAAUGCCUUUGGCUGGAAAGAAUAUAUCUGAGUGGCUAAGUGUGUUGGACACUAUUGCCAAGGAAGUUGAAGCAGAACUAGUUUACAGAGACAUUGGUUGCCAUUUGGUUGCAGUUUUGGAAGCAGUGAAUGUAGUUCUUUUUGAGUGUAGAGGCUUCAAAAGGUCACCUGUUCUUGUAGAUUCUAAGUACUCAUACCUACACUCUGUACUAAGCUCUGGGUGUGGCAGUGCAAUUUUGCUUAGCAUAAUUUACAUUGAAGUUUGUCGACGACUUGGUCUGACUAUUGUGGGAUCUCGAGUUGGGGAAGAUUUUUUGAUAUGGCCCCAAACGGGGUACCCAGAGGAGCUGUUCAAAGUAACUUCAGGACACAGCUUGUUUGCAAUUGUCAACGGAAGGUGUGUGGAGGACCCUAGAUCAAUGGCAUCUGAUUUAACUGGUAAUUCACUUUUAGGGCUUGAAAUAGCUACGAAGCGAGACAUUAUUGGAAUUGCUCUUGCCAACAUGAUUAGGCUUCAUUGGAAACGUGCUUCAAGAUCAAGCCAUGGGUUGAUGCUGACUUCUCCACUUAGGCAUGUUCACGAUGCUAAUGACAAACUUAACAAGAUCAAUAACUCAAAUUUUCCUUUGUUGCGGCCUCGGGAUCUUAGGCUUGCUAUCAUGGCUUCAGAAAGAUUGUUGAUUCUGCAGCCACAUAAUUGGGCUUUGAGGAGAGACCAUGGCAUGAUGCUGUAUUAUGAUAGGGAGUAUGGAGAGGCGGUGCAAGAGCUUAGCAUUUGCAUGGCCUUUGCCCCAGAAGAAGAAUCAGAAGUUCUAGAACCAUUUGUUGAGAAAUUGCAUUUAUUGCGUCUUGAAUCAUCAUGGAAGUCUUUGGGACAUGCAGAUGCAGGCCAGUUGACAGUUCCAUGACUUCAUUUGUAGAUAAUCUAUUUUCUCUCUAUCUGUGUAGAAUGGAUAAACUCAUGUUGUUGUGACUUCUAACCGACUUCAUAUAUGCUCUACCUCAACCACUUUGAGUUGCUGUUUUUUUUUAAGCAGAAGCUCAGAAUUAUAAUGAUAAAGACAUUUCCAGCUUUUAGUUAGGACAA
This is a messenger RNA of Pistacia vera, 2089 nucleotides long. RefSeq lists its product as uncharacterized. Bases 477 to 1910 code for a protein of 477 amino acids. Lineage: Eukaryota; Viridiplantae; Streptophyta; Magnoliopsida; Sapindales; Anacardiaceae. The record is from RefSeq and is a predicted model, not a curated record. The transcript is spliced from 9 exons.